This is a messenger RNA of Perkinsus marinus ATCC 50983, 266 nucleotides long. RefSeq lists its product as hypothetical. NCBI's taxonomy places the organism in Eukaryota, Perkinsozoa, Perkinsida, Perkinsidae. The transcript has a single exon. The record is from RefSeq and is a predicted model, not a curated record. The annotation marks the transcript as partial.
GUGAGCUGCUUGGGAUUGAUUUGCUGGCCAGCCUGGUCUACACUUCGGCCUCCACUGAAUCUCUCAAGCUGAGCCCAUGGAGUGCCGAAGUUGACACUGCCUUGCAGAGCGUCGGUAACCCUCGCAGUGAUGUCCUUGCUGAUUCCUUACCGACACCUAAGUACAUCCUGAUGAUUAUAUGUGCGGCAACCUAUAGCCUAAAGGCUAUAGGAUAUGGACUCGUACUCUCUGUAACCAGUCUUCGGCCGAAGUUGCGACGGUCCUCG